Hyalella azteca is the source of this 3036-nucleotide messenger RNA. RefSeq lists its product as uncharacterized. Bases 1 to 3036 code for a protein of 1011 amino acids. NCBI's taxonomy places the organism in Eukaryota, Metazoa, Arthropoda, Malacostraca, Amphipoda, Hyalellidae. The transcript is spliced from 6 exons. The record is from RefSeq and is a predicted model, not a curated record.
AUGCGGCGACGAACAUCAGCACGGUCUGUGCUGACCAGCACCAUCCCGGCUCCCAGUUCCACGUCACCUGCUACUUCUUUCUCAGCCACGUUCACCACCGCCGACAACUCGUCGACCAUCGGCAAUGUUCUUCACGACACAGAAUUACAGCAGAAUGCAAGUCCGUCUGUAUCUCUGUCGUGCUUCACGUCAGCCAGUGACGUGGUUUUACCGAACACGUGUAUCGGAGUUUUGUCGUGUGAUGGCGACAUAGUGACGACAUCCGGAGUAGUGUUGCCUUUGUCUCCGGACUCUUCGGCUGAAGUGUCGUUUUCACCAGCGAUCUCAUUGACAGCCGCGACAGCAUCUGCCGGCACCGGAUCUUGUGUCACAGCUGAUGCUUUUAUCGUGACUAGAGACUGUGUAUCUACCGUGCCAGGUACCUUAACAUCUUUCAGCUUGGUAGACGACAGUGUCAACACUAGCAACAGUGAAAACCUAACUACAGUUCGUGUCUCCGAUUCGGGGUGCGGACUCGUGGUUACCUCAGCUGCCGGAAGUGGCACAGGCAUCGAUUCUGGCGUCGGUGUGUCUGCCGUGGCAGCUUCUGUUGCUGUUAGCGUUGCCAGUUCAGACUGUAAGAGUAGCCAGCCACAAGGAGGCUAUGCUAGUGACGUCGAACUCAUGUCAUACAUCAUCGAAGUUGCCGAUCGCGCCCAAAGAAGCAGCAAGACUCGGUCGGGCCUGCGCAGCUCCUCAACCCUCGAGGGCGCCUUGCCGGAGCCGCUGUCUGAAGAGGAUCAAGCUGUCCUCCCCGCCCCACGCAGAGCCUCACAACGACUCAAGUCUCCUACUGAAAGCCUCCAGGAAGCACUGCGAACUUUCCCAGACAAUUCCCGGCCGUUCUCGGACAACAUUCCCCGGUCUUUCGCUGAUGGUAAUGUUCGAUCUUUUGGCGACAGCAAUUCGAGCAUCGAAGAAGACGUUCAUAAGAUCGUAAGAAGUUGCGUGGCCCAGCGAAGCAACGCUCUUAAUAUUAUUAACAAUGCUAAUAGUAAGAACAAUAACAACGUUGGAGGGGGUGCGAAAGUUGAGAUGUUGUUGAACGAGCGGAGCAGUAGUAGCGGCAGCUCGACGGUAUCGACUCGGCACAAGUAUAGCAGUAGUAGUGGUGGCAGUUCGACGGUAUCAACUCGGCACAAGUAUAGCAGUAGUAGUGGUGGUAGCUCGACGAUAUCGACCCGACACAAGUAUAGCAGUAGUAGUGGUAGCUCUAGCACUUCAUGUACCAAGAAUCGCUCAAGCAAUAGCAAUCAUCGUUCUAAGGCUCACUCAUCAUUCGCAAACAUUAAGAACAAUAACAACAUCAUAGGCACUAACAUCAACACGGCGAAUCUGAACAACAACAACCAUGCCAAGGAAGAAGAUCUCGAGAAGCGCCUCGAGGAGAAGAAAUUUGAGGAUCUUCAGAGAAAACUUUCGGACUCCAUCAGGACGAGAGACGAGGCAGCUGCCGCCGUGACUGCCCUGCCAAACCAGCUCAGGCCUUGUAUCGAGUCCGUGGUUUCUGUUGAGUCCAACGGAUCCGUUGAAUCCAAUUGUUCUGCUGAGACUCUGAUGGUCCAGCAGCAACAAGAUGACGAACAGGAAGAGCAUAGCAACAACACCAUCGACUACAGACUUCUGGACGCACAGUGCAUUGUAGCUAAUGGCUCCAUAGUCACUAACGGCACUAUAGUCUCCAACGGGACCAUAGUGAGCGGCGGAACGAUAAUGAGUAACGGCACACUAGUUACAAGUGCUGGCCUUAUGACCACAUCGGCUUUCGAUACCUCCAGCGACCUAGAGGCGUACAACGGCCACCAUGACUCAUCACUUCACGACCACGCGCUUCACGGGAAACUCAAGGCGGAUGUUGAUGACGAGGACGAUGAGGACAUUGUCAUGACAAACGGUCUGGAGCACAUGGACUCUUACAUGCCCUUAGUGGGGGAGUUAUCGCAGCCUCUGAUGGACGAUGAGGCUGGAAAGAAGGUCUUCAUGUCAGACUCGAGUGAUUCAAUGGACGCGGUGGUAUGUAACGGUCAGGACGUCGAGGAAAAGAGGAGAAAAAGAGACGACAAAAAAGAUGACAAGAACAAUAAAAAGAAAAAAUUGAAGCCUCUCGAGGAAGAAAACUUAUCCAAACGCUUGUACGAAACUCGGGAGCUUCCAAUAACGGAAACCCGACAGCCAGUCCUGGAGCAUCUGCUUACACCCGCUCCCACACCAAUACCCAUCAAUGGCUCGGUGAUGGAAAGCAGUCUUGUUGUUCGUGCUGACGAAGACCGCAAAGGUAACGCCAAUGCCGGAGCAAGAGGACGUUUGUGCAGUGAAUGUGGCGCUCGACACGUCACGGGACCGUGUCCCUUCACGAGACCAACUCAUCUUCUACCAGACUCCAUCCCUCCACCGCGUCCUGCUAACCAGGGUGUGAUAAUGGCGCCUCCUCAUCGCGACACUCCUGUUAAUUUAUCCAACGGAAGCACGAGAAGUGACGAGAGCGAGACGCUUCCACUUGAGGAGACUUGGCGAGACCCUCAAAGAGCUGGAUCUCCAGGCUGCUAUUCUAGAGUAUCCUUACCUUCUGGUCUGGCUCUGGAGAGACGCUUGGUGCAACCGCCCAGAGACACGAACCCUGACGAUGAUGUUGGCCUAGUGGAAGAUUCGCCUCCACCUCCGCGCUCAAUGGAAGUUGUGGUCGCCAGAACCGCCCUGUCAAGAUAUACUCAACUCGGUCCUGUAGUUGGCGUGCCCGUGAGAGAGCGUGACAUACCAGAUGACUUCAGCAUGGUCAAUCUCUGGGAGGUGUUCACGAGUGAAGGCAAGCGCUACGUCAGCACCGUGGACCCCAGCAGGAGCAACUGGACGAGGUUCCUACGCCCCGCCCCUGACAGGGACUCCGCUAACCUGGUCGUCGUGCCCCGCCCCGUCCACGACAUGGGUUCAGGUUGUGAUGUACCGAACUUAACUAACCCCUCCUCGGAAUUUGUUAAAGAAAGCCAAGAAUAUCUCUAA